CAUCCUUCAUCCUUGCACGGAGGGGAGACUGUUUUCAUCCGCUCCUCUCGCUCGUUAUCGCGGCGGACAAUUUCGUUUCGAGACCAAAAGUUUAACCCGGCGUUCCGCGCAAAUUCGCCGCAAAAAAACCCCGCAGUUGCUGCUUUUCCACCCAAAGUGACCCCCCUCCCAUCGAAAUCUAGCCCCGUCUUCGCAAUGACCUCUGUGACGUUCCGGCUGGGCAAGGCGUUCCACGUACCGGUUAGGAACCUUGCGACGACCUCGGCGUUGGCCCGCGAUGGCUCCUCCGAAUCCUGGCUCAGCAAGCUGCUGGUCCGGAAGAUCGAACCGACGAAGGAGUCCCACUCGCGGAUGCUGAGCGACAAGGAAAUCAUCUACGAGCUGCACACGCACAACGUCCGGCCGGAUUCGGUCGGGAAGUACCUGGAGAACUACAAGAAAUCGGUGGAGAUUGUAUCGUCGAAGAAGGACCUAACCAUCGAGCUGAUUGGCUCGUGGAGCGUCGAUGUGGGCGAUUUGGACCAAUGUUUGCACCUGUGGCGCUACACCGGUGGCUUCGAGAUGGUCGACCAGAGCAAAAAAGUCCUCUGCAGCGAUCCGGAUUACGUGCAGCUCACCCAGGAGCGGGGCACCUUUUUGCGGUCGCGCCACUUGCAGUACCUGCUGGCGUUCAGCUACUGGCCACAGCUGGCUCUGCGGCAGGACAAGAACAUUUACGAGAUCCGAUCGUACCGACUGAAGCCGGGCACCAUGAUCGAGUGGGGCAACAACUGGGCGAGGGCCAUCAACUAUCGCCAGAACAACGACGAAGCAUUUGCUGGGUUCUUCUCGCAGAUCGGUCGCCUGUACAACGUGCAUCACAUUUGGUGCUACAAGGAUCUGCUGUCGCGCAAGGAAACACGUGAGUCCGCCUGGAGAUCGCCCGGCUGGGACGAGUGUGUCGCCUACACGGUGCCGCUGAUUCGUGAAAUGCACACCCGAAUUCUGACUCCGACCGAUUUCUCGCCAACCCAGUAGGGAGCAAUUCAAAUAAGUGUUGCAGGUUUAUGCGUUUUGUUUGAAGCGAAAAAUGUUUUGAGUUGUUUCAUUUUGUCGCUCAAAAGUUGCGUUUAUUUAGUUUGAUAAGCUCAUAUACCUUUUUGAUACUGGAUUGGAACUUACUAGCGUCCAAAAUGCAUUUAGAAAUAUUUUCCGGCCACUCUAAUAGAAAUGUGAUUGUUGGAAUAAUUUGUUCAAAAAAAAAAUCAUUUAACAUUAUUGCGCUUUAUUUUGAAUGAUGGUUUGUGUGCUUCUAAAUUGUGAAAAAUAUAUAUAUUUGUGUAGAACUCAA
Molecule: messenger RNA, 1330 nt
Organism: Culex pipiens pallens (northern house mosquito)
Lineage: Eukaryota; Metazoa; Arthropoda; Insecta; Diptera; Culicidae
Gene: Nipsnap
Product: protein NipSnap
Exons: 5
Coding region: 196-1017 (273 amino acids)
Cellular component (GO): mitochondrion
Source: RefSeq, a predicted model, not a curated record